GAAUGUCCUGAAAUUUACAUUGAAUUUUAAAUAAAAAAUCUAUCAAAAAUAAAAAUUUUUUUUUCCAAAUAUAUUGGAAAAAAAAACUUUUUUCAUUUAAAUUUCAAUAUAAAUUUACAUACAUACAUAAAUGUAAAUAAGGAGCAAAGGGAAAAAUCUCUACCGCUAUAUCUUGUUCUUCCUUUUUCAAACUACACAAAAAAAUUUUCCGGAAUAAUUAUAGAAACAAAAUGUUAAUCUAUUUUCAAAAAAGUAUUUCAUCAAUUUAUGAUGGUUUUCUUGGACAUGAACUGAGCCUUGUUCAUAGCUUGCAGACAAAAUUUGAACAAUUGGAACCUUUAUUUGAAUUUGUUAGUGAAGAAUUACACCCUGAUGUAAUAGCAACAUAUGUUGUACCAUUACUUGGUCUAUAUAGUAUGGAUGCAAUGGUAAAAUAUUUAUAUGGUAUGGGUGUUAUAAUGUUAUCAACAAGUGUUCUAAAAUGGAUAGUACAUGAGGAUCGACCAUAUUGGUGGUGUCGUGAAAAAGAUUUACCAUCAAUAUCACAACAUCGUUUAACAUGUGAAACAACAUCUGGUAUACCAUCGGGACAUUCUGCUGCUAUUGUUGCUUUAUCAUAUUUAAUAUUGGCAUAUCUUAGUUCAGGUUAUAGAAAUCUUAUAUAUUUUCCAUUGGGUAUAUUAUGUUUAAUAAUGUUCAUGUCCAGAAUAUAUUUUGGUUGUCAUUUUUUACAUCAAUGUAUUAUUGGUGGUAUGAUUGCAUAUGGUGGUAUAAAAUAUAUAUUGGAGCCACAGAUGUGGCAAUUUCUAUUAGAAACUGGUAAAAAAUUUCAUAUUAUAAUUUUAAUUGCUACCGGAUUAUUUACAUUAUGGUCGUAUGUUAUAAUGAUGUAUACAAAUAUUGAUCCACAUUGGUCUGUUAGAAUGGCUUUUAAAUGGUGUCGUGAUCCAAUGUAUUUAAGUCAUACAAGUAGUCCGGUUUAUUCAAUGUUAAAAGAUUUUGGUUAUAUGAUGGGUGUUGCACUAUCAGCACCACUAAUCAAAAGCGCUUCCACAGAGGUAAAUCCCUAUAUGAGUGUUCCAAUAACGCUAUUUAUAUUGAUUGCUAAUACAUUUUUAAAAGUUUAUACUCCUACACAAAGUGGACGUUUUGCAUUUGUUUCGUAUGCAUUCUUCAGAAGUUUAUUCUUUACAUUCAGCUUAUUAACUAUUAUGCCGAAACUAGCAAUGAAAGGUUCAUUGUUAUCAACUAAAAAAGCUCAAUAAAUUUACUAUUUUUAAUUAAUUGUUUUUAUUUAAUUAUUUAUUAGUAAAAUUUUAAAAUUAGUUAAUAAAAUUUUAAAAUUUAAUAAACAAAUUGCAAUUUGCAAAAAAAUAAAACAAAAAAAUUUUUUGAAAUAGGAUUGUAAUUUUUGGUUUGUGUACUAACUAAAAUAAUUUAUAAUACUAUUGAUACUCACCAUGCAACCAAAAAGUUUUUAAUUAUUUCAUUUGUCAAAGUAUCUGUAGUAGUUUUUCAAUUAAUUUUUUUUAUUGUAAAAUUGGUUUAUAAAAUUAAUUUCUAUAAUGUUUUGAGAAAAUUUUGUAAUAUACAAUAUAUGUACACAAAUAAAAUAAUUACAAUACUAAUAAUAAUUAAAGGCUUUUGUGUAGUAUAAGAGUUGCUGCCACACAGAAAUCUGAUUUGAAAACAAUCGGGAAUAGGUAAUGAGAAUAUUGUGUUACAAGAAGCCGCUACGAUAGAAUUUUUUGUUGAUGACAACUAUAAAAACAGAAAAGAAAUUUUAAGACAUGUAAAAUCUGAUUUAACCAUUGUCACUCCACUAUUUAUGGAGGUCAAUUUAAAGAUAACAAAUUUUUUUAAAUCAAUAAUUGCAUUAAAAUUUUUAUUUUUAAUAAAAUAUUAAGUACAAUUUAUUAUUUUGUAUUGAAUACUUCAAAUUUCUAGUAUAUUGAACUCUAUAUUAUGUAAUGCGAGCUU
Molecule: messenger RNA, 1980 nt
Organism: Condylostylus longicornis
Lineage: Eukaryota; Metazoa; Arthropoda; Insecta; Diptera; Dolichopodidae
Gene: G6P
Product: glucose-6-phosphatase catalytic subunit 1
Exons: 7
Coding region: 231-1265 (344 amino acids)
Biological process (GO): glucose 6-phosphate metabolic process; gluconeogenesis
Cellular component (GO): membrane
Molecular function (GO): glucose-6-phosphatase activity
Source: RefSeq, a predicted model, not a curated record